CAACCAACUGACCAACCCAACUGACCAACCAACCAACCAACCAACCAACCCUGUCACAAGAAGCUGACAUGAAAAAUAACUCCUAUGAAAGUUAUCUGACCAAAUCCAAAGCAGACUUGUUUAAUGACUGAGCAAGUAGGGAAAUGCAAGAGUCUGGGGAUUUUUUCAAGCCCAAAUAAAAUACAAAGGUCAGGAAAAGGAUAAAACAAAAUGGGCCAAGAUGUUUAUUUUUCGAGAUGCUUGAUUUCAAGUUGCAAGAUUCACAACAGCAUUUGGGUUUGGGAAAGAAAUUCAGCAUGUUUCACUAAAAAACUAAUCAAGUUGCAAGAUUCACAAUAGCAUUUGGGUUUGGGGAAAGAAAAACAGCAUUUUUCACUAAAAAAACUAAUCAGGGAAUGGUUAACAAACACUCGCAAGAGGACGGUGUGUGAGUAACAUAUACUGAAAUAAAACUACAGGGGGAAUAAAUUACAGACAAAAAUACAGCGCAAAUAAAGAGCAAGGGUAUCUUAAGCAAAGUGUAAUUCUAAAUUGAGUAAAGGGCAAAAGAUGAGAUGUAGUUUCACAGGAAAUCUGAAAUAGCUCCAGUUAAGCCUAACUUAGGAUGCAGAAGCUGGUAUAUUUGAAAUACAUCUAUGUAUUCCUGUAUAUUUGAGGCAUCUUGAGAGGCUGUAAGCACCAUUAUGCAGUAGCUUGUGUAAAUAUCCUGAGUGAACCAAUGAUGAGGAGGGGGAAUAUAAAAUGCAGAGCAUAGAUUUGGCUAAAAAUCAAUAUUUUGGAGGGGGUUUAAUAUAACUUUGAAGAAAAUGCAAGAAAAACAGAGAAUAGAUGAGGAUAUGUGAUUCUUCCAAGGGUAUAUUACAUGCCCUCUACAAAUAAUUUCACAACCCAAGAGGGAGAAAGAAGGAAAUUCAAGUCAGCAUGCUUAAUACAUUUAUACUAACAAAAUUUUAUUGACUUAUUUUUGACAUUUUAGAUGCCGUGUAAAAUAAAUCCCUUCAUAGUGCCGAUAUAAACAAAUAUUUUCCCUUUGCCCUCGGUCAGCUGCUCAAGUACUUUCCCUUUGCCCUGGGGACUUUCUGCUCAAACUCUUUGUUCUUUUGAAGAGCCACUCCUCUGGAAUUAGGCUCCCUGGUUGGCCACUGUAUGCCAUUCUCCCGAUAGGACAGCAGGUGGAUCUGGGCAGCAGCCAAAGGGGACAACCUGUGACCCAGGGACAGCAGGGCCUGUCACACAGCACUGACACACAAAACUUCAGCACUGGAGGAGAAUUUCACCUCUGGCACGUCAAAAAUGAAAAUUGACAUCCAUAGCCACAUUCUACCUAAGGAAUGGCCCGACCUGAAAAAGAGAUAUGGAUAUGGUGGAUGGGUACAGCUGGAUCAUCACUGCAAGGGACAGGCAAAGAUGAUGAAGGAUGGAAAGGUUUUUAGAGUUAUCCAAGAGAACUGCUGGGAUCCAGAAGCACGGAUUAAAGAGAUGGACCAGUCAGGAGUCACCGUCCAAGUCCUGUCCACAGUCCCUGUAAUGUUCAGCUACUGGGCCAAACCUCAGGAUGCUUUAGACCUUGCCCAGCUGUUAAACAAUGACUUAGCUGCCACAGUAAAGAAGCACCCCAAGAGGUUUGUUGGGCUGGGCACGUUACCCCUGCAAGCUCCAGAGCUGGCUGUGAGGGAAAUGCAGCGCUGUGUGAAUGAACUGGGCUUUCCUGGAGUGCAGAUUGGAUCUCAUGUCAAUGAGUGGGACCUGAAUGCCCCAGAGCUCCACGAUGUUUAUGCUGCUGCUGAGAAAUUAAAUUGCUGCCUCUUUGUGCAUCCCUGGGACAUGCAGAUAGAUGGGAGGAUGUCCAAAUAUUGGUUUCCCUGGCUAAUAGGCAUGCCAACGGAAACAACCAUGGCCAUAUGCUCCAUGAUUAUGGGAGGAAUUUUUGAAAAAUUCCCUAAGCUGAAAGUUUGCUUUGCACACGGAGGUGGAGCUUUUCCAUACACAGUGGGUCGAAUCUCGCAUGGCUUCAACGUGCGCCCCGAUUUGUGUGCCAUGGAUAACAAGGUGGAUCCCAGAAAAUACCUCGGCUCAUUUUACACAGACUCUCUUGUCCACGACCAUGGGGCUCUAAGGCUGCUAACAAGUGUAGUAGGAGAGGACAAGGUUAUUUUGGGGACAGAUUACCCUUUUCCACUUGGGGAACUGGAACCUGGAAAAUUGAUUGAUUCAAUGGAUGAUUUUGACUAUAAACUGAAGGAUAAACUCAAGGCUGGAAAUGCUCUGGAAUUUUUGGGUCUUAGCAGAAAACAAUUUGAAUAAUUAUGAAGUACUAAAGCAGCUAAACUUCAGAAAAAAUGUCCUUGUAUUUCUGUUGGCAUGUGCAGUUGUGCAGAUGAAAAAUAAAACUGACAAUUAUCUGACAGUCUCCUGUUAUUUCCAAAGCAAAAGCAAGGGUACUGGAAAGGAGUAUGCACAGGUAUUGCCUGAGGAUUUAGGCUGUUUUUAAACAAUUCUGAAAUCCCUGCUUUCAUAAUAAAGGAGAGAUUUCAUCUUUUGCAGCUAUAAGAAUUUCUGAAUUAUAAUCAAUGGCAUGUAAUUAGGACUUGAUUCCCAGGAAGGAAAGAGAUGAGAAAAUUAUGUCUUUGUUAUGGCAGCCAAACAGAAUCUGAAAGAAUAUUAAAACAGAAUUUAAACAAUG
This is a messenger RNA of Zonotrichia albicollis (white-throated sparrow), 2683 nucleotides long. RefSeq names its product aminocarboxymuconate semialdehyde decarboxylase (gene ACMSD). NCBI's taxonomy places the organism in Eukaryota, Metazoa, Chordata, Aves, Passeriformes, Passerellidae. Gene Ontology annotation, molecular function: carboxy-lyase activity; hydrolase activity. Gene Ontology annotation, biological process: secondary metabolic process. Gene Ontology annotation, cellular component: cytosol; cytoplasm. The record is from RefSeq and is a predicted model, not a curated record.